Ruditapes philippinarum (Manila clam) is the source of this 3446-nucleotide messenger RNA. Its product is annotated as enhancer of rudimentary homolog. The transcript is spliced from 4 exons. The record is from RefSeq and is a predicted model, not a curated record. Bases 109 to 414 code for a protein of 101 amino acids. NCBI's taxonomy places the organism in Eukaryota, Metazoa, Mollusca, Bivalvia, Venerida, Veneridae.
UGGGUGGAUGGAUGUCUGAUAUAUUCGGAUACAUUCGUCAGAAUUUUUACAAUACCUGACGUCGCCAUCUUCUCUUGCUGUGCAUAAUUUUCCGAAAAUUCAUCGAAAAUGAGUCACACAAUUCUUCUAGUGCAGCCUAAUUCGAGACCAGACACAAGGACAUACAGUGACUAUGAGUCUCUUAAUGAAUGCCUUGAAGGCAUCUGUAAGAUCUAUGAGGAACAUUUGAAGAGACAGAAUCCAGAGUGCCCUAGUAUUACUUAUGACAUUAGUCAACUGUUUGAUUUCAUCGACCAGCUGAAUGACCUCAGCUGUUUAGUGUUUCAAAAGAAUCUCAGUACUUAUGUCCCACACAACAAAGACUGGUUAAAAGAGAAGAUAUAUAUAAUGCUUCGUAAACAAGCUGGACGAUAGGGAAAAAGAUAUUCUUUGUCAGUAAUUGAAUAUGUGUAGAUAAAAGGGGGACAUAACUCUGUUUUACAAACAUUUAAAAGCCUGUAGGAGGUCAAGAUUUUAUUGUUUCCGCAGAAAUAACAAAAGGAGCAAGAAAUAUAGGAUUCUUGUAUUUGUGAAACAGUCAAUUUGUGUUCCAAAGAAAAUAUUACUUUUUUUAAAAUGUUUGUGUAUAAAUAAAGAAUUAUUCAUAAGAAUAUUGAAAAAUAAGUAAACUGCAAAAAAAAAAAAUUAAUGAUAAACAACUGCUGAAAGUUCAGUUUAAUGAUACCACACUAAAUUACAAUUUUGAUUAGAAUCAAAACUUGUUAAUUAGAUUUAUGGGUAAAAAAAGAGUAGUUCAACGGAAGUACAAUGUAGUUCUACUUAAGAAUAUGCAAUUUUCUUUUCUUUGGAUAACAAAAUGGUAUUUACUAAGAAAAAGAGAAAUGUUCUUUAGUUUAGUUUUGUAUCAUAUGUUGCUUUAAGAUUAUUUAUGUUUGGAGAGGAGCGGAGCUCAUUUUGUAUUGUCAUUAAGGAAUUCCAUCUAUCUUUAGUAAAUUACCUUGUGUAAAUUUAACAAGUUCUGUCACUGAUCUUAUAAAUAUUUUAUUUGUUUUUUUUCUUUUGAUAUUUCGUCACAUUUGCCGUUUUGCAUAGUAACUUCAUUCAUUGACUGAUGUGUGAUUUCUUCAUAGAUUGACAGCAGAUGUGUAUAUAAAGCUUUAUAAACAUCAUGAUUAUCCAAUGAAAAGUGACGUUACAAACAUGCAGUAUUAUAAUGACUGAUGUAUAAGAUAUUUGCUAUAUGAGUAGCCUCCUUGGACUUCUACCCUUGGAUGGGGUUUUAUGUUGAAUUGGUCAAGGUCACUGAGACUAAAUACUGAUUUUUCUUACAUAUAUAUGAUUAAAUACCACUGUCAAAGCAACGUUGUGGAGCAUAUAUUGGUUUUACUGAUAUUCUUGGUUUCUAUUUAGUUUCUGGUUAUGAUAAUUCUCCUCUAAGACACAAUAAGUGACUAAAUUUGCUGAAUUUACACAAGGUUAAAAUUUUUAAAAAGGUUUUGGUACUUAAAGGUGAUUAUUACUGUAUCUAAUGUUAAUUUUAUUUUCCUUGUAUACAAUAUAAAUCUAUUGUUCAUUGUUUGAUUUUUGUAUUUUUUCAUUUCACUGUUCUAAUGCUUUUUCUACCAUAGUCGUUAUAUUUGUGUCUGCACCAUUGAGCAGUGAUUUAUGUACAGUACUCAGCAGUGUUUUUGAAAUAGUCUCAAAAACAACCCAAGUGAUAUUUCUCACUUACUUGAAAAGAUGCCUUACGUUUGUAGCCUCUUGAUUUUGGGAAAAAUUAUUGCUAAAAUUGCUAAUUUGGAAAGAAAAAAGCUGCUGUAAGUUCAGAUUUUUGGGAAAACUGCAUGAUUUUAAAGAAAAUUACAAUUGAGAAGAAGCCUUUUAUAGGCCUUAAUUAACUGAGGGGAAAAACACUGCUGAACCGAGAAAUAAUUUAAGCAGGAUUUUGUAAAGCAAAAUUUGUAGAAGUGGCUUUUAAUUAGCUGAUAUUAAAGUGAUAAGGGAUGAUUUUUUUCUUCUUUCUGAUUAUCACUUAUAAACAAAAAUAAGGACUAAAUUUUUGUUGAGUAUACUCUAUGGUAGGGAAAGCAUUCAGCAUGCAUUUAUAUGAUUUUCUUUCUGCACAUAGGCAGCUAUGAAAGGGAUUCUUACUUGUUUAUUUUAGUUUGUGCAGAAUUUCUAGUUUUAGUUUGUUGUAUUUUAAUGCCAUAUAAUUAAUGAGAUACAUAACAUAUAUACUUAUAUUAGAUAUAAAACACUAAGUUUUGAGAUAUAUAGAAAUUGUACUUUAAUAAUUGAGUAAAAAUGGCCCCGAUCUGAUUUGUCAUAUUCAUAUUGUCUUCUAUAUAAAGAUGCUUGUCUAAAGCUAAAAAUAGAUGGUGAAAUUAACAUCUAUGACAUCAGCUCAGUGAUUGGUUGAUUAGUUUUUGACAUAGCCUAAUCAGUCUAGAACUUUUUUGUAACCAAUUUUUUUUAUCAUAGAGGUUGUACUUGUUUUUCAUUGUGUACAUGUAUAUGACUUAAAAGACGAGUAGUUCUGAUGAAAAUUUACGGUGUGGCUAUACUAUGUGACGCAUGACAUCAUUUGUAAGGUUUCAAAUGCAGGAAAAUGCUUGCUAACUUAACAAACUCAUAUUGUUUGCUUGCAUAUUAGGAAAAAUAUUAUAACGACCACUAUUUAAAGUGACGUAGAAUAUACUUUAUUCCGUUUACAAUUGAGAAAGAUGUGAAAUCUAUGCAAUGACUUUACCACAGAAUUGUGACAAUUUAUGCUGCGAGUGAUGACAUGAAAAAUGAGGUCACAUAACACAUGGUAUUGUCACAACUUUAUUUCAUUAUGUGUAAAAUGUGCCUUUUUUGAAUGACCCAAUAAUAAACACAUCAGUUGGUAAUGGCAAUGAUUCUAGGCAUAUACCAGUAGCAUGGAGUCGAUCAAAUUGCUUUUAUAUUCAGUCAGUGCAAGCUGUACAUUGUGGCCACUCAUCUAAAUUAUUUUUAUAAUGAAUUUCCUAUAAAGAAUAAUGUAUCCAAAUUCAAAGCAAGAAAAGUCCAUUGCACAAAUAUUACGGGGUGUAUGGGUUAUGAUAUUUUGGCUUGAUAAACAAAUUUAACAAAAAUUGCAAUUUUUUUUCUCAUUGAAAGGUUUUCUUUAUUACUGUAUUUGAUUAUGGGAGUAUGUGAGUUAUUUCAUUAUUUUGACUUACUGAGCAUUAUUUUGUGAUGUCAUCAUAAUUAUUAUGUCAUAGAACAUGUGAAAAUGUGAAAAUUUUGAUAGUUGUGGUGAAAAUGUAUGUUUAAGUUAAAUAAUAUCCUUCCAUAUUUCAUAAAUCACUGUUUCAUAUUAAUCAAUGUACAUCGUGGAGACUGACUAAUCAUUGUGUAAUAUAUUAUAAUGUAAGAAGAAUUUUUCGGCAUUUUCAAAUAAAAAUGUGUAUAGUUUAUAUCUA